CCUACCAAGCUACACUGAUCGCUGGUUUCCAUCGCUGUACCAUUAACAUGAAGGUUCUUGCAAUUCUCGCUCUGUUUUGUGCCAUCGUGGCAUGCCAAGCCUAUCCAAAAAAGGGAUAUAGAGGUGACUAUGACGAUGGCGAUAAAGGUGACUAUGACGAUGGCUAUGGAGGUGGCUAUAAAUGUGGCUAUGUAGGUUGCUAUAAAGGUGGUGAUGACGAUGAUUAUGCAGGUGGCUAUAAAGGUGGCGAUGACCAUGGCUAUGGAGGUGGCUAUAAAGGUGGAUAUGUAGGAGGCUAUAAAGGUGGUGAUGACGAUGAUUAUGCAGGUGGCUAUAAAGGUGACGAUGACCAUGGCUAUGGAGGUGGCUAUAAAGGUGGAUACGUAGGAGGCUAUAAAGGUGGUGAUGACGAUGAUUAUGCAGGUGGCUAUAAAGGUGGCUAUGAACACAAAUAUGGAGGUGGCUAUGACGGCUACGAUGGCGGAAAAUAUAAUGAAUAUGACAGAGGGUACGGAGGAGGUGACGACGGCGGCUACGGCGGAGGCUACAGAGGUGGCAUUGGAGGCUACGGCGGUGGCCAUGGUGGUAUCGGUGGCGACUAUGGCGGAUACCAUGCAAAAAAAUACUAAAGACAUACCCCUCAAUUCCAUUGAAUUCCAAUUCCAAUUCCAUUUAAUCCAGUCCUGUGUUUUCUAUGUUUUUCUAUGUUGCAAU
Molecule: messenger RNA, 714 nt
Organism: Mya arenaria
Lineage: Eukaryota; Metazoa; Mollusca; Bivalvia; Myida; Myidae
Product: TATA-binding protein-associated factor 2N-like
Exons: 3
Coding region: 48-629 (193 amino acids)
Source: RefSeq, a predicted model, not a curated record